Messenger RNA from Lactuca saligna, 381 nucleotides. The record is from the annotation of a GenBank genome assembly. Lineage: Eukaryota; Viridiplantae; Streptophyta; Magnoliopsida; Asterales; Asteraceae.
AUGUUUAAAGGAUUCCGAGGAGCAAAUCGUACCGCAGAUGAAUUUACUCUGGCAGAUUUACCAUGCAUGUAUCCGUAUGACUGGAUUUCAUUGCUCUUGAUUAUGUCUAAAGAUGAAAAGACUUAUGAGCCAAUUGUUGCACACCUAAAGAGGAUGCUUAUUCGCUACAUCCAUGAGUCUGCCAAAAUGGAUGUAGAAAUAGUGUAUGUUAUGAAGAACAGGCCGAUUCUGAAGCCUGAAAAAGAACCGAAUAACCACCAUAAGCUUAAGUUGGGUCAAAUUGGAAGAGAACAUUCAUGUGUUGUGUACCAAUGGAAGGAAUGUCAGAAAGUUCUGAGAAGCAUGUUUUUCUUGAGAGACAAACACUUAUGCACCACUUAA